Messenger RNA from Rhododendron vialii, 1420 nucleotides. Its product is annotated as ATG8-interacting protein 2-like. Gene Ontology annotation, cellular component: intracellular membrane-bounded organelle. The record is from RefSeq and is a predicted model, not a curated record. Lineage: Eukaryota; Viridiplantae; Streptophyta; Magnoliopsida; Ericales; Ericaceae. The coding region runs from base 271 to 1179 and encodes 302 amino acids. The transcript has 3 exons.
ACUCCACGUCAGUCCCACUAAUCUAAAUCCUAAACCCAACAGAUUAGGAGUAGGAUUAUCCAAAGAUUCCAAACAGCGCUAUUAAUCUGCUACAGACGGUUAAACCGACUUGUCUCCCGCUACGACUACCGGCCGUCCCGGUACUUUAUCUUUGCCUCAAUUCUCAGUAUAAACUCUCUCUCUCUCAAACAGUAGGCGUUAAUCUCGUCGGACCUUCGUCGCCGCCGCCGAUCUUCGUCUUCACUUAUAAAACAUCAAAAGUUUUGGUAGAUGGCUGAUAAUGAGGAGGGAGAGAAAACUACCUCCCGUGCAAAUGAAUGGGAAGUAGUGUCACUCUCGGCAUCAGCAUAUGCUGCUGCUCCAGGUCCGGAAAGGGUUGAAUUGAAUGAUAAUGAUGAGGGAAAUACAGUUGCGGAGGACGAAGCUGAAACUUCCCGUGCAAUGUUUAUGUCUGGUCACUUUGUCUUUCCACCAAGUCAACAUGAGAAUUUGCCCUUGGAACCUGAAAAUAUUGAGAUUGAGGACAUACGGAGAAUUGAUGUUAUAGAUCCUGAGCUGGAAGCUGAGGAAGGCGGUAGAUCAGAUGCAAAGGAUGACGAGAACUGGAGCAUCAAAGGAUUGGCUGUGCCAGAUGAGUUUCCCGGAAUCCAAUUUUUUGAUGAAAAGGGUAACAGAUUGCAAGGGGUAAAUUUGAUUGAGAAAGAGCAGAGUCCACACAGUGGUCCUGAAUUUAGUUCUUUCCAUGGUGAAACAAAUGAGGGUGGGUCGCCAACUUAUGAAGAGCACACGGUCAUUCCUGGUCCAGUUGAAUGCCUUGAGGGAAGCUUAGAUUCUGAUAUCUCACAGUUGCCAAAGCCUGCAAAGAAAGAUAAAUAUGACAGGUCUGAUCCUCCUGGUGAAGGUUGGUGGAGGAGGAGAGCUUGUUCUCUGUAUGCACAGGCAAAAGAGGCAAAUGCAUUUUGGUCUAUAUUUGUCACUGCAGCUGUGAUGGGCCUUGUAAUUCUUGGGCAGCAUUGGCAGCAAGAAAGGUGGCAAGCUUUGCAGCUUAAGUGGCAGGUUAGCGUCAAUGAUGAGAAGAUGGGCAGGAUGCUGGGUCCCAUAUCUCGUUUGAAAGAUGUGAUAGUGGGCGGUAGCGGGAGGGGUUCUUUUAUCACGGGCAGCUCGACCACUGAGAGUUAAGGGGAUGACAAAAGCUAUUCCCAUGAGAGAGGGAGAGGUGUAAAAUGUGGUGAUGUGCUCGUUUUGCGUCACUUGUGUGAUUCACCUGAUUUUUCCUAAGCGAAGCUACAGGGUUACGUUUGUUGUCAAUAUUUGGUUAUUGGUAUAACAUGUUACUAUUCCCGGUCUAUUUCCAGCUAGCCUGCUUCAUAUUUGCAUAACCUGAUAUAUCUGUGUACUUCAGGUUCAUUUUCUUCUUUAA